Molecule: messenger RNA, 1602 nt
Organism: Aspergillus thermomutatus
Lineage: Eukaryota; Fungi; Ascomycota; Eurotiomycetes; Eurotiales; Aspergillaceae
Product: amidohydrolase
Exons: 1
Coding region: 1-1602 (533 amino acids)
Molecular function (GO): hydrolase activity, acting on carbon-nitrogen (but not peptide) bonds
Source: RefSeq, a predicted model, not a curated record
AUGAAGACCAUCUUCACGAACGGCCGGAUAUUCUCGCCCUCAUCAAAUAACCCGAAUGCACACAAUGAAUUCGUGGAAUCGAUGGUUGUCGAAGAUGAUCAAAUUAUCUAUGUGGGCUCACGGAGGGAGGCUCCCUAUGCAGACAAUAUAAUCGACCUCGAAAGCCGCCUUGUCGUCCCCGGCUUCAUCGACGGCCAUGUGCACAUUCUCAACUUUGGUCUGUCCUUGGGGAGGCUCAACUUGAUGGGGUGUACAUGUCUAGAGGAUAUUCGAAAGGCAAUCAAAGCUUUUUCAACGAAUCACCCUGCCGCUCCUCGGCUUCUCUGCCGAGGAUGGAUUCAAUCGACAACCAGUGGGAUCGCUCUGGCAAGUAUGCUAGAUGAUUUGGACCCGCGACCAAUUCAUAUUGAAUCUCUGGACCUACACUCAAUCUGGUGCAACUCUGCUGCCCUGAAGGAAAUGGGCAUUUACACUGCCCCCGAUCCACCAGGCGGGACGAUCCACCGCGACAAGGACGGAAGACCAUCAGGUCUCCUGAGAGAAAGUGCCGUGGUCGACAUCGUCUGGCCAUUUCUCGCAAAGGUCACCACUCAAGAGGCAAAGCUCAAGGCCCUUGACCAAGCUUUCACGGCAUACACGCAAGCCGGUUACACCGGUCUCGUCGACAUGGCCAUGGACGAAGACACCUGGGACGUUCUCCGGCUCUACCGGCAAUACAACAACCCACCUUUGCACGUCGCAGCACACUGGCUCGUCCCCUUUUCAGAGAAUCAAGAAACCAACUUCCACCACGUCGACCGCGCGAUCCAGCUGCAGGCCGAGUUCAACCGUACCAGCUCACCCGAUUUCUGCAUCAUGGGUAUAAAGAUCAUCUGCGAUGGCGUCGUGGACGGCUGCACAGCGGCCCUGAGCCAGCCCUACGGCAACCGGACCGAUCCCGUCGAGCCCAUCUGGCCCGCGGACAUGCUUAAAGCCGUCGUCCGGCGCGCUGACCAGGCGGGACUACAGUGCGCCAUCCACGCCAUCGGCGACAAAGCCGUGAAGCAGGCCAUCGAUGUCCUGGCGGAAGUCGGCACCCCCGGCCGCCGCCACCGCAUCGAGCAUCUUGAGCUCACUGCCCCCGAGGACGCAAAGCGGUUGGGAGACUUGGGAAUCACGGCUUCGGUGCAGCCGGUUCACUCGGAUCCGGUCCUGUUCCGCGCGUGGCCGGAGUUGAUCGGCGACCGGUGCCAGAGGGCUUUUGCGUACAGGGAGUUUGUGGAUGGAGGGGCGAGGCUUGCGAUUGGGACGGAUGCGCCUACUGCGGCUCAUUUGCCGUUGCCGAAUCUGUAUAAUGCCACUACGCGGCGUUCGGCGCUGGAACCGGGAGAGCCACGGGCUACGAAUGGGCAUUUUGGAUUAGGGCUGGCGCAGGCUGUGACCGCUGCGACGGAGGGAGCGGCAUAUGCCCGAUUCGCAGAGGGAUGGACGGGGUGCUUGAGGGAAGGAUGUAGAGCGGAUUUUGUGGUCUUGGAUAUGCGGUGGGAAGCGGAAGAGCUGUUGGAGGGCAAGAUGUGCGAGACUUGGUUCGGAGGGCAGAAGGUAUGCAGUGUAGAGAAAUGA